Nylanderia fulva is the source of this 6545-nucleotide messenger RNA. The record is from RefSeq and is a predicted model, not a curated record. NCBI's taxonomy places the organism in Eukaryota, Metazoa, Arthropoda, Insecta, Hymenoptera, Formicidae.
GGGGGUGAGAGAGAGGUCGCGAUUGGUUAAGCCGCUCUUGGAAAAGCCCGCCUGGCUGCUCGACCGGCCGGCACUUCGCUCAGUUCUCCACUGCGCUCCGUGUGAAGCGGAGCUUUCGAGAUAUCUUCCCGCUCUUCCUCUCACUCUCGUCGCGAUCCGCGUCAUCGAUUCCUCGAUCCUGGGAUCUCUGCGCGAGAGCGCUAAUCAUCGCGAGAAAAGCGCAGUCCUGAUUCGACGAUUCAAAUUCUCCCUGGAAAAAAUUCGCGAGAGAGAGAGGGGUUGAAGGGGUGAAAGAAACGGACGACGAUGUGCGAGAGGAAGCUGCUGCGAGUGCUUUAAGACAAGAGGAUCUGAACUCUAAGUCGAGAGCGAGAAUAUCGAGAGUCGAGGGACGACCCUCGAGAAGACGAGGAGGUGCGUCUCCAGGAACGAGCGUGAUUCAGGAUAAUCACGACGAUGUCGAAGAGAUCGACCGAGCUGUCCAGGUGGCUGCUGCUGGCGGGACUUUUGUGCUGCUCGUCCUGCCAGAGCGUACCGUCCUCCUUCGAGAAUAAAACCGGCGCUCAGAAUGACAGUCGCCCGCGGAUAUUCUCACCCAGGAUGGACUACGACGAGUGGACGCCCCUGGGACGCGGCGAUCCCCUGAAGAACAAUCCAACUUUCGAUUAUGUGCCGCCGGUUCUCGACAGGGUGCAAUACUGGCUGGAUUCGCAUCAGCAACACACAACCGAGCCGUCAUCCAAGCGCGACAUCCUCGUACUAGGCGUAACCGCGAAGAAGACCAGCCCGAAGAUACCCGAACAGUUUCUCAAGUUUGUGGACGGACCCAAGUUUACGCGAGUCGGCGGUCAAGACCCGACCAUAUAUAGGAAUGACUUCACCGGCAGUUCCGGCGCCGAACCACCCAAGAUUCUGCGCACCACUAGCUUCCGGAACGGUCUGCUGGUCGACUAUAGAAAUCAGAAUAGAUUGCAAUCGCCGGCCAAUUACUAUCCGAACCCGUAUUACAGCCAGAAGAUUAAGCCGUAUACUAUGAUGAUGCCGCCACCGAUUCAGAAGAUCGAGACGUCUACCGGUUUCAACGUCGGCGCGUCCAGAGAUAAGAUAAUCGGCUACGCGGACGCACCGCAGUCGUUUAACACGCAGACGGAGGAGGGUCCCGUUCACCAGGACGCGCAGUAUUACGGACACUACUCUCCCGCGCCCUCGCCACGCCCGUAUUCCACGUCCAAGGCACCACCUAGCAAGGUAGAGACCAUCAAGAGCGUUUACAUCCCGCCCGCGUCGCAGAGCACGAAAUCUAAAUACGAGGCGACCACCGCGCCAUCCGUAUCCUUCGAAAAAUCGAAUCUAAUCUAUCAGUCAACGCAGACUCUCUCGGGCGGAUGGCUCGGCAACAAUGAGCCCACAUCGUCCUCCACUCCCGGCCUUCCCUUGGAAGUGAAUCAGCUCCUGUGGCAGACCACAGAUUAUUCGAAAGAUCACUACGAAGAUCAUCACGCCGCGGCCUCGUCCAAUCACGAGGUGGUCGUCGGUCAAAACGCGAAUAUCAUUGUAGAUGGCAGUAACAAUGAAAACGAGGAAGUGGUCGUGGGUCAAAAGGAAGUCAGCACCGAAGCGACGUCCUCGUCGACCUCCUCGUCGACGUCAGAAAGCGACGCGCAAACUUUUACCGUCUCCACCACUGUAGAUUCUACCGAACGGGAAGAAGAAACUGCAACCGACAUGCAAUCCUCGUCAAAGAUGCACAUUGUCGUCGCCAAUUCGCCGUCCACCAUUGUAGAUCUGGAGACGCAUAAAGCGAAGAAAGACCCGGUCGCCGUAGUGGUGCCGACGAACUACAUCGAGAAGAAUUCGUCUUCGGAAUCAGCGACGACUCUUCACGCUUGGGAGAAUCCCGCCACGUCCGAGAUGACGAAGACGACUUAUCAAGCGUCAAAGUCUCAAGUGAAGCCAAUGAAAACCACGGUAACGAUCUCAACGGAGGAUCAAACAUCCGCUUCCUCCGUGCCGAACAGAAUAAUAUCUCCCUCGCAGCUUACUCCGCAUCAAUUCCCGCAUUCGUUUUCCCAUUUACCUGUAAGCCUAAAUAAUUACAAUUUUCCCGACUCUCCGACUUUUCCAUCGGCAAAACAUCCUCAGAUGAAUUAUCCCAUGCUACACUUAAUGGGCAUGUAUCCCACCUUACGGCCCCACUUGUCACCACCCAUGGCGCGUUUACAAGCUAUCAAAGAGAUAAUGGCGAACAUGGAACAGGAUCACCAACAACCCCCGCAAUCGUUUCCCGUGACGAUCACCAGUCCACCGUCGAUCAUCAAUGCGCAGACCACCGGAUCUGAUGAACGAUCAUCGGUCAUGACGAUCGACCAUCGACCAUCUCGAUUAUCCGCGACGGUCGUCAACUCGAUGACUACCUCGCCGCCGUUCACGCCAACAAUUUCGUCGACCGCGGAAUACACGCCCACCAUGAAUCAUCGUCAGGAGAGCACAAGGCCCAACCAAUCCCCUCUGGUAAAGAUUCUGAACGCCGAAGAGAUCACGAGGAUGUCGACGACGUUCGCGCCAUCGUCGACCAUCCCACCGCGAACCACGAUGGCACCGAGUCUGACCACCGAUCCGAUCUUCUCGCACUACAAACAACCGGUCAAACCAAUCCGCGGCCCGAUGUAUCUCAUCAUUCAGGGCCAUUCGAAGGUAAAGACCUACAAGCCGACGAUAAACAAGCACGGCGUGCCCGUCGAGAACAACGAGAUCGUGGAGAGCGCGACCGAGCGACAGCUGUCUAAACUGGAACAGCUGAUUCGCGAGAACACGAAGAACGGCGCCGUCGAUCUGGCUGCCGAAAAGAAGAAGCUGGAGGAGGAGAGAGCGCGUGCCCAGGAGAAGCGUGUUUCCUCGCAUCAGGAAGACAGUCUCAUGAGCCUAGUCGAGAGCGGCUUGAGCGGCUUCACCGUGUCACCCUCGAUGGAGGACGAGCGUCGCGCGUCUAAUUCGGUUGCGAGCAUCGAGAUUAAUUAAGGAUCCGACGUUUGCGCGCAGUUCUCCCAUGAGGGGAUAUCAAGCUUCGCAAACGGAUGCUGAGGUAGCUGAGGACGGCACGUCCUCCCGCGGCGGAAAGGCAACCGCCGUUCUUUCAGUAUAGGGGCGACAAUUUUUGAAAGGGACGAAAAGAGUCUCUCUCGAUUUAUAUUCGAUUGUUGCUUACGCGCGAGCCGUUGGAUGAAAAUCGAUGGAAAUUGAUUGCGCGCGAGAUAUAAGCAUCGAAGUUUCAUGUGGCUGACCUCCUAGCACCGUCUCCUAUUUCUAACGCGGGAGCUAUCCGGGAGAUAUGUGUAACUUUAACACGCCGGCAAACGAGGUUUUACAUUGUUGUAUUUAUCUUGUUUAUUGUUCCGUGAUAAAUAUCUCUCUAUACUUUUUAAUUUUUUUCUACUUCUUCAAGUACCGCUUCUGCAGGCAAUCCGAGCGGAUUUACAUAUUUAUAGAUUUACAGACAACAAUAUCGAAUUCGAUACGCAAGUGUAAACGAUAAAUGGAUAUGAAUGUUUACCAGAUUAAUAAUAUAUUGUAUUUAAAUUAUUGAAAUAUAAUUCGCACAUAAAUUCUUUGGUCCGUUAUAAUUAUUAUGAUUGUUAUAUUAAUGAAUAUUUUUCAGAUAAUUUAUUAUUUAUUUUGCUUAAUAUACGUAGGAUAGGUAUGCCAUUAAUUUAUUUUAUUUCGUUCAUUAAACAUGCAUAAAAUUUUACGACACACAAGGUGUGUCGCAAUUGUAAUUCGAUCAACGUCGAGACUGUAAUAUUGUGCAGCAAUCGACGUGAGAGAUCCGAAGCAAUUAAUGACAUUUUAUUUAUUUAUUUUUUCGAAUCUCUGUGUCAAUGGUUCAUCACUGCGCGUCUUAUAAAGAAAUAAAAACGUUCCCAAAUUCGCGCAUUAGGUAUCGAAAUUUCUCGAGUAAUCUGGAAUUUUGUCGCGCGAAAACAAUCAUUUCCAAAUUUUUCACAAAAUUGCGCUGCUUGGAAUUUGUUGCCAUCCCGCAAUUUUUUUAUAUAUGGAAAAAGAUUUUUGUGUACAUCUUUACACGGAUCAUCGCGCGUCAAUGUGUUCGUUUACUCGAGAUCGAUGAUUAUCAUCUCGCGGUGAUGACAAACUCUCGCUGUCACCGAAUAACAGAGGCUCAACCAUAGGCAGUUCUCUCCGUGUUUCUGCCACAUGCUUUCAUCCACGAUGAGAAUAGCACGCCAAUUUCAUAUGUGCCAGUAUACAUAACGUUACGUAUGUAUAUAUAUAAAAGCAUAAUUAUAUAUAUACAGGGUAUCUAAUAUAUAGGUAAACAAUUAUAUAAAUAGGUAAUACCGGUAUUCCUUAUUAAUAAGCAUCCUUUUUCUUUGACAAAAUUUCCGGAAAUGUAUCGAGAUAUCUCAUUUACAUUUUUCAAUGUAAUACAGUGUAUUUGCUUUCUGCACGAAAACUUUCUGUAUUUAAUUUUUCAUGUGCAAAUUUUUUUGUAUAACUCUGUUAUAAUUAAAUUUAAUAAUUACAUUAAAUAUAAACGUUAUCAUCUAUUUUGUUCACAUCAGAGAAAAGUACACUUUACAGCUAUAAAAAAAUCUGCUUUACGUCAAAUAAAAUUAGUUCAAAUUUUUGUAUUAUAAAAUAAUACUUUUUUUAUUAUCGUAAAAUUAAAUUUUAAUAGAUUAAAAUUCAUUUACAUGGAAAAUCAAGAAACAAUCAAUUCACGCAUUUAUUGACAUAUUUAAAAAAUGACACAUAUACGCUUGUAUCUUGAAAAUUGCAAAAAUGCAAUUUCGGAAAUUUGCCAAAAAAAAUGCUAAUCUUUUGAUAAGGAAUACGAUACUGUCUGUAUCUUAUCUAUAUGGGACACCCUGUAUACGUGUUACACGCGUCAGUGCGGAAUAAGCGAUCGCUCGACGAUUCCGAUUGCGCAUUCGACCUGUUUUUAUCCCCGACGAUAGUUACCGGGAUCGCGAAUAUGUGCAAUGAGCGAGUGCGAAUUGAAAAUUGCGUUUCACUCGCAGUUUUACAGCGCGCGUUUUCUUUCGCAAUUUAAAUAUUAAACGAACCCGUUUACGAUUAUCGCGGAGCGAUAUUACCAUGGCGGAUUACUACUUGUAUACUUACUGUCAUUAAAAAGCCGUGUCUUGGACCGGUCCGGGCAAUCGUUUAAUUGCGACGCAGACGCGAAGCUUAUGAUCGUGUUAUAUGCAUAUAACAAUAUUAUUUAUCGUGCGACGUAGUUGAAUGAAAGAAAUACAGGAUAUCGCAGAAGUAGCAGAUUUCCUUGAUUAUAAUUUAAAUGGCAAAGAUUGGAGAUUCUUAUUUAGAUAUUGCAUCGUUAAAACAGAGGAAAGGAGAAUUCGCUUCUAAAAGUUUGAUAGUAUUGAGAUACAUUUUACUAAAAAAAGAAAAAAUUAAUUCUGUAAAAUCUUUAUCUGUUCUCUCUAUCUAUUCAAUAUUUCAGUGGAACAUUUUACCUAUCUCACCUGUCUAAGAGAAAGCUUGCAGCUUCUGAGAUAUCUUGUAUACACAUACGAUAGUUGUCGAUGUAAUUUAUAGAGAUUUCGAUGUUAAAGAUAGGUUUCUCUUUUUUUAGAUAUUUAUUGCAUUAGAUGCAGAAAUCGAAGGCGAAAAGUCUCGAUAAACCAAUGCCAACAUACUAUUCAAUCUCCAUUUUAAGUCAGUACUCGCAUCAAGACUUUUCGUCCUCAAUUCUUUAUUUAUUCCCUACGACCUAUUAAUUUAUUGCAAACGUCGUCGCCCUAGAACUUACGUAUUUAUCGCCGGCAGCAAAAUAUCUCGAUUCUCAUCGUUUCAUCGUCGUUCUCUCCUACACGAUCCAAAUCUUCGAUUCACGAAUCCCCAGGCGAAUCCCGCCCUCGAACAACGUUGCGAAGUAUAAAAGAACAUCGAACUUCUCGUGCUAUAUUGAGAAUGACGACGGUUUCUCUCUCGAGUUUAUUUAUUUUUCAUUUUUUUUUAUUUUAUAUGUAAAAGAACCUCCUCGAGGACCGGCGGAACGUUCUGUAAAGCAUCCCUAGGCGUCACACAACGUAAAACUUGACAUUAACACUAGUCUUACACUCUAUCAGUUACCAAACAUAUCGCGUACGUACUAACAGCUCACACACUGUAUCACCAUGCCCUUAUUCAUAGCGAUCGUAAUUAGGCGUAGUCGAAGUUACGCGCACCCACACGCAAAAAAAUAAUAUAUAUAUAUAUACACAUACAUAUAUAUAUGUACUCACGUAUACACACGAUAUAGAAGUAUGUAUACUUCAUAUAUAUAUAUAUAUAUACAUCUAUUAUGCGCAUACGUAUUUAUAUAUAAAUAAAUUAUAUGUACUCGGCGAUGUUGCGUGAGCGCGCCAUCGCUAUUACCUUAAUUACGCAUUCGGCGUUACGUUUUGCACGCACACGCUGCGACGUGCGUUAAGUUUAUGUACGACAUAAAUUGUACCUGACGGUCACACACACACGCGCAUUCUGUUGAUUCUUCUGUUUUAUUAAUAAAGCAUCUUAUUAUCGAG